Molecule: messenger RNA, 1039 nt
Organism: Vigna radiata var. radiata (mung bean)
Lineage: Eukaryota; Viridiplantae; Streptophyta; Magnoliopsida; Fabales; Fabaceae
Product: 50S ribosomal protein L33-like
Exons: 1
Coding region: 217-390 (57 amino acids)
Biological process (GO): translation
Cellular component (GO): ribosome; large ribosomal subunit
Molecular function (GO): structural constituent of ribosome
Source: RefSeq, a predicted model, not a curated record
UCUUAACCCUAAUAUUUCGUUCUGGACAGCCAUCGUCUAGAAUAGAAUCCUCUUCAUAUGCCAUUCCUCUGAUAACCUCCAAUCGCACCUCACCGGCGUUGGCCACGAGAAACAGUGGAAGGAGCAGCCCUACGCACACAGAUUUACGUCUCACAACACCUCCAUUACAGAUUUUGCGUUUCUGAUAGAUUGUGAUAUCUCUUUCAAGAGUAAAGAAUGGGUGAUAAGAAGAAAAAGGCUCAGAUGUUUGUGAAACUAGUGUCUGCUGCCGGCACUGGAUUUUUCUAUGUAAAGAGGAAGCCAAGGCAGUUCACGGAGAAGCUUGAGUUUCGAAAAUUUGAUCCUAGGGUUAAUCGUCAUGUUCUCUUUACAGAGGCUAAGAUGAAGUGAUUUGGUACCUUGUAUGGCUUCAUUUCCCUUUAACUUGAUCAUUCUUAUACUUCUCUCAAAGGAUUUUCUAUGUUUCUGUUGAUUUUACCUUGAUUUAUGUAGUUCUAGGAUAGAUUUGUUUGGUUUAGAUUAGGAAAUUACCUAAAUAAGAGACGAUUGUGGCAGCUUUGUGUUGGAGUUUUGUAACAACUGUUUCAGAACAGAAUCGAAAGAGCAAUUAUGUUGGGUAGUUAAUUUUGGUUUAGCCAACAGUUUGGUUGGAAGCCAAAAUUAUAUCCUCUGUUCUGUUUUUUAGAGAAUAAUGAGAAGUUCUCUAGUUUUCUAUAUCCUCUACAUUCCUUUAGAAGUUGUGAGUGAGUGGCACUGAGUGUGCAGGUGAGAGAGGCGAGGUAUGAUUGCAUAAAAUGAAGUAUUACCAGUUUACAAAUUACAAUUGCACAGUGACGGUUCGCAGCUUUUUUACACACAAAAAUAAUGGUCGAUAGAGGUUUAUUUUUCUGAUUUUUUGUUUUAAUACUUCUGAAAGGGAAAGAGAAUUGUUUAUGAUAAAAUGAAGUCUUUGAUGUUGAGGAAUCAGUCUAGAAGUCCUCUUUUGUCAGUGACUUCUACUGGAUCUUUAUUCAAUGAUUUUACUUUAUUAGUCGCUUAA